AUGCACUACCUUUCUCUCCUUCUUCCCCUGGGUCUAGCUGUGCUACCGCAGGAGGCCCAUGCCCAACAACCCGUAUGCCCUCUCCUAGGCCCUAUCUUCCCACCCGUCCCACACCCAGCCAAGUCUAAUGCCAUCUCAAACGCCAUUAUCGAUCUCGAUAAAACCUUCAAGGAGCUCGACCGCAAUGGUACCUUCCAUGAGCUCAACACCACUCUCUACGUCCAAGCCUUCUCCGCUGCUGACACCCUCUUUCAGCAUGGAUACGUUCCUCAAGGCAUGAAGGGUUUCUUGACCUCAGGAACACUCAACGAAGAUACUGUUUUCCGUGUGGGCAGUGUUUCAAAGCUUCUUAUCGUUUAUACACUGCUCGCUGAGGUGGGAAUGGAUCACAUGAGCGAUCCCGUGACAAGGUGGGUUCCUGAGCUUGCGCAUGCAGCCAAGAAGGGCAAAGGUGAUCCUACUCGCCGGGUCCAGUGGAAUGAGGUCACCAUCGGGCAACUCUGUGGGCAUAUGUCAGGUGUCAGUCGCAACUUCGGCUUCUUCGAUCUGGAUUCUUUGAUUGGAUACCCCAAGGCCAACCCUGAGAUGUAUGGCUUCCCAAUUCUUGAAAAGAUUGAGCGACGAAAGUGCGAUAUCUCAGAUCCAGCUCUAGGCCCCUGUUCCCGUAAAGAGUUCUUUAACGGUAUUACAUCUAAGAACCACUUUCCAAUCACAUCCACUGCAAACACACCAAUAUACUCUAACCUUGCAUACCAAAUUCUUGCCUAUGCACUUGAAGGAAUGACCGGAAAGCCCUUCGAAAAGUCUUUGCAAUCCUCGCUCCUCAAACCGCUAUCCAUGAAAGAUACAACACUGGAGGCUCCUAAGGGCAAGAUUAACGCUGUUAUUCCCGAGAAUGAGCUGCUCUCGUGGUGGAACAUUACUACGGGCGAUGGUAGUCCCUACGGCGGUAUGUUCUCUACAUCUGCAGACCUCACCCGUCUUGGCCAGUCUAUUCUAAAGUCUUCUAUCCUCGACCCACCCACGACUCGGGCUUGGAUGAAGCCAAUUGCCCAUACCGCAGACCUCCACAUGUCGGUAGGAAUGCCUUGGGAAAUCCGCCGUACCCUCCUCCCGCUCGGCCCCAAUGGGAUACGAGUUGUGGAUUUGUAUACGAAGAAUGGUGCGAUUGGGCUUUACACUGCCAUCGUCGUUCUUUCACCAGACCAUGGAAUCGGUUUCGUCGCUCUUUUUGCAGGACCUAGUCGCGAUGUCGUGUUGAGCUACGUUCCUGACCUUCUCGCAAACACCCUGUUACCAGCGGCUGAGGAGGCAGCGCGCGAGGCUGCCACCGCGCGGUUCACAGGCACGUUCCAAGGCCGUGAGACCGAGGUCACGCUCGAGAUGGAAGAUACUCUCGUGGUGAAGAACUGGGCUCGUGGAGGUGUUGAUGUACUGGCUACCAUGGCUGCUGUGUGGUGGCCCGGGCUGGAGGUAACUCCCAUCCUGAGGUUAUACCCGAUGGUUGAAGGAGAUAAGAAGAUGUCGUUCAGAGGCACCUUUGAUGCUAAGGCAAUCAAUGGGUCGGAACCCAAUGCUGAGGUAAAUGCAGCCUAUACAACUGCCGGUCCCUUCAGUGGUGGAUGCCUAUCAUGGGGAGUAAUGGACACGCUUACAUAUGGGGACGCUGGGGUUGAUGACUUUGAGUUCGUACUUGAUCACACUGAUAAAGCAACGGAACUUGGAGUAAGGGUUGCAAGGGAAACACUUCGGAAGAUCAACUAA
Fusarium coffeatum is the source of this 1764-nucleotide messenger RNA. RefSeq lists its product as uncharacterized. NCBI's taxonomy places the organism in Eukaryota, Fungi, Ascomycota, Sordariomycetes, Hypocreales, Nectriaceae. Bases 1 to 1764 code for a protein of 587 amino acids. The record is from RefSeq and is a predicted model, not a curated record. The transcript has 4 exons.